UGUGACAUAGAGACGAGGCGGUAGAAUUUAGAAUUUGGAGCAAGGGUGGGUACUGGUCUUUACAGUUAACCCAAAAUAGAUUAGCCACGCCGUAUGCGUGUAGUUUCUUUUUUAGCCUGUAAAUUGAACUAAGUCAGUUAUAUGCCAAGCAGUUCCUGUAAAAAACAACAUGGCUAAGAGGCCAGAAUUUAGUCACAUGGGUACGUCUAGCUGAAUUUUGAAGAGAUAAAUAUACGGCAAUAAAUACAGAUUUUUAUUACUAAAUUACAAGAAGAUCUCUCGCUGUCAGGUCUCUAACUGUAAAAGGACCACUGGCUCAAUGACCUGUAAAGGCCAUUUCAGCACUUCCAUUCUGUUUGUCUCCAAGGCUUCACCUUAGGUAAGAACUUUUCGCUCUCAUUCACCUCUCAGGGGGCUUGGACUUUUUACAGCUGAAGGUCCAUCUUAUCUGAGAUGGACAGUAUUACCUAGCAGCAUGCAUACUCUAGCAACAUGAAUGACAUCAAGAGCAACAGAGAACUGUACCAGCAAUACACAGCCUUGGCCCCCAGGCUGCUGGCCCGCAUCUCCAAACUGCUCAUCAUUUGCCGGAAUGCAGGCAUUUCUGUACCUAAGGGCAUCAGGAACAUCUUUGAGUUCACUUGGGAGGAACUCACUGCCGACCCCAUGGUACCUACUGCGUCUGACAUCCUGGGCCUGGAGAUCAGCAUUGGAUCCCCACCUGUGGUGCUUAUGGAAUCAACCUCCAUGCAGACCCCUGUCCAGAAGAAGGCACCCCCACCAGUACUACCACCUCCGUCACUGCCCACACCCACUGGGCCUGCCAGCUUCACCCGCUCUCCCACCCAUGGCCAUCUGGUGCACUCUAGCCGGGAAAUCCUGCAGAAAUUCCAGCGGCGGUCCAUCCACCUGCUGACAGAGCUGCUCACCCUGAAGAUGAAGGCCAUGGUGGAGUCUGUAUCUGUAGGUGCCAAUCCUCUGGACAUCACAAGGCGCUUCGUGGAGGCCAGCCUGCUCCUCCACGUCAAUGCCAAGGAGAUGGCUCUUGACUACCUGAUCAGCACAAUUGGAAAAAGUAGCUAUGGUGCUGGACAGACAGGGAAAGAUUCGUCUGUGAGCACUCCAACCAUGGGUGUGAACUCACCUUACCAGCUUGUCUACGAGUCAUCUACUGGCUGUCUGAGCUUUUCCCUCUCAACUGGAAGGGAAGUCAAGAAGAAAACAGCCACAGGCAGAUCAAAAAACUUCGAAGACAUACCCAUGUCACCCCUCCAACGAGGACUCGGAAACUCUGCCUCUGACAGUAUGGAGUUCAGCGACCCCUGCCCUGAGGCCCGAGAGAAGCUGCAGGAGAUGUGUCGCCUUAUAGAAGCUGAAAGGGCCUCGUGGAAAGGGAGGAAUUUCUCCUACCCCAUGAUCUUUCGCAACUACAGGGCAAAGAUGCCCUCUCAUCUAAUGUCAGCCCCGAAAGGGGACGCUCAGACCCCUCACCCUCCAGGUGCUCAGACUUCCACUCCCACCCCUCACCAGCCUCCUGCCCAUCAACAGCCCCACUUCAGCCAACAUUCUCAGGAGUCUAAGACAUCUAAGAAGGUCAUCAAGUUGCAUUACACCUUCUGUGAUGGGUCCUCCUUCGUGUACUAUCCUUCUGGAAAUAUUGCCAUGUGUCAGAUCCCCACGUGCUGCAGAGGGAGAACCAUCACCUGCCUCUUUAAUGACACACCCAGCUUCUCCUUUCUGGCUCUGUUCAAUGCUGAAGGCCAGGGCUGUGUUCACUACAACCUGAAGGCCCGUUGCCCAUUUGUCUUGGUCUUGGAUGAGGAAGGUGGGACCACCAAUGACUACGAGGGCUACGUAGUCCACAAGUGGAGCUGGACUUCCAAGACAGAGACUUUGCUCUCCCUGGAAUAUCAGGUGAAUGAACAAAUUAAGCUGACGGUUCUGAGCCAGGACUCCAUCAUAGUCACCUUCACCUCCCUAAAUGAGACAAUAACACUCUCUGUUUCAGCCAACAAUUGUCCGCAUGGAGUAGCGCAGGAUAAACGGCUGCUGACCCGCAUGGACGACAAGAUGUCUAAGAUGAGCCGAGCCCUAGUGGGGAUCAAGAAGCGGUUUCAAAAGACAGUGUCACAGUUUAUGAAUUCUGUCUUGUUGGCAGCAGGCCUAUUCACCAUAGAAUACCCGGUUAAGGAAGAGGCACAAAGCAAUCGAACCAAGGUAAAAUCGGGUACCUAUGUCGAGCGAGGCCCCAAGCCAAGUUUAUACUCAGGAGAAGUCCUUUUAUUACGAUCUCGGUCAGCCCGACCUGAAUCCUCAGUUGGAGAGUCUUUGAGGGAAGAGCAUGGGUCCGUUUCCGUGAGCCCCACUCGGAGGAAGACCAUCAAGACCCAAGCCAAAGCCAUGAUCACACCCAGGGGGAAGGCCCAAGAGGUACGCAGCCCCACCAGGUGGGCAGCCUCGCCCUCUGACUGCCCGCUGGUGCUGCGGAAGCUCAUUCGCAAGGAAGACAUUAGGGCUGGCUGCAAGUGCCUGGUGAAGGCACCCCUGGUAACCGAUGUGGAGCUGGAGCGCUUCCUGUCUGCACCCCGCGACCCCAGCCAGGUACUGGUGUUCGGGAUAGUCUCAAGCCAGAACCCCACCAGUACCGCACAGCUCCAGUGGAUGCUGGACACACUCUACAGCCACCGGCAGCAGGGCCGUGCCUCACCCUGCAUCCAGUGCCGGCAUGACCCCUACCGCCUGCUACAGUAUGACCUGGACAGUGCCCUGCAGAAGAACCCACCACUGCUGGUGAAGAAGUAUGCUGUGGUGCAGGGGAUGGUUCUGAUGUUUGCUGGGGGAAAACUCCUUUUUGGAGGCUGCAUUUUGAAUGGAUAUGGCUAUAGCAGGCAGAAUCUGCUGAAACAGAUCUUCCAGGCUCGACAAGACUGCAAGAUGGGCUACUUCCUGCCAGACAACUACAAAUUUAGCAUUUCAACCUACAUCGCGGGCCUGGAAGACCCUGACUCAGUCAAGAAAACAAUACCAGAAGACAUCCAAGGAAGCUUCUCCUCACUGACCAUGGCGGACCAGAUGGAGGAGUCCUCCCCUGAAGCUGAGAAAAUGAAACAGCCUGAAGUGUUUCUGCAUACUCUCAGCAAAGCCAAGAGAGGCAGUAAGAAGUCGGCCAUCUGGAAAAAACAGCCCUCCAAGAAAUGAUGCUGCCCCCACAGCUACCCAGAGCUCCAAGCCUGGACACAGCUCCUCUCACAUCCACCCCAGUCCUGCCUCCCAAGCCUCCCACCCCCUUUCUCUAAGCCCCUGCAUAAUAAAUAAGCGUGCCUCCAGCAUCUGGGUGAGGCCGUGGGAUAGGCUCCUAUGAGGCCCCCCACAGACCUGUUCCAA
This is a messenger RNA of Felis catus (domestic cat), 3384 nucleotides long. It is a transcript of the gene FAM194C, whose product is annotated as chromosome A2 C3orf20 homolog. Lineage: Eukaryota; Metazoa; Chordata; Mammalia; Carnivora; Felidae. The record is from RefSeq and is a predicted model, not a curated record. The transcript has 18 exons. The coding region runs from base 493 to 3198 and encodes 901 amino acids.